Molecule: messenger RNA, 2286 nt
Organism: Podospora anserina S mat+
Lineage: Eukaryota; Fungi; Ascomycota; Sordariomycetes; Sordariales; Podosporaceae
Exons: 2
Coding region: 1-2286 (761 amino acids)
Cellular component (GO): nucleolus
Molecular function (GO): nucleic acid binding; RNA helicase activity; ATP binding
Source: RefSeq, a predicted model, not a curated record
AUGGCGUUCGACAAGAAGAGAAAGCACUCCGGCGAGCAGGCGCAGGCCAAGCGCUCGCAAUCAAAAGGCGGCCCAAAACGCCAAAAGACGCAAAAUACGGAGAAACACUUUGUCCCCGUCGAUGAGUUGCCAUGGCAGACUGUCGAAGUUCCUGAGAUGUUUGAUGACGCCGAAGGGUUUUACGGCCUGGAGGAAAUCCAGGGUGUUGAUGUCGUCAGAGAGGGCGAUGUUGUCAAAUUUAAGGAUGACAAGAAGGCUGAGAACCAAAAAAUGGAGGACAAUGAAGAUGAAUUCGAAGGCUUCGACGACACACCUGAGGAGGAGUCAACUCCAGUAGAGACCAAGGCGGGUGACCAAAAGAAGGAACCCAAGACCAAGAAGAAGGACGCCAAGGACCAAAAGAAGGAGCCAAAGGAGGCAAAGAAAGAUGGAAAGAAAGACGCCAAGAAGCAAAAGAAACCAGCGCCACAACCUACGGAAGAUCCCGAAUUGGAGUCGAAUCUGUUCACCAGCCUCGACACCUUACCUGAUAUCGAACCAGAGGAAGACGUUGAUACAUCCGAAUGGGCGCCACUUGAGCUGUCGCCUGACCUGGUAGCAGCGAUUGGAAACCUCAGAUUCGGCAAGCCAACACCGAUUCAGGCACGCGCUAUUCCAGAAAUAAUCAACGGUCACGAUGUUAUCGGUAAAGCGUCCACGGGUUCCGGCAAGACCUUGGCCUUUGGGAUUCCCAUUGUGGAAAAGUGGCUUGCGAAGCAGGCAGAGGGAAAUGAGGACGAGAAGAAACACCCAAUCGCCAUGAUCCUUUCACCAACAAGAGAAUUGGCUCAUCAGAUUUCGGAUCACUUGAAGAAGCUUAGCGAUGGCCUUACCGAGUCGCCUUACAUCUGCUCAGUCACUGGUGGUUUGGCUAUUCAGAAGCAGCUGAGGCAGUUGGAGAAGGCAGAUAUCAUCAUCGGAACACCUGGUCGUCUGUGGGAGGUCAUCAGCACAGAAAUUGCCGUAAUGAACUCGAUCAGGCAGAUCGACUUCCUCGUGGUGGAUGAGGCUGACCGCCUGCUCAAGGAUGGCCAGUUUAAGGAAGCAGAGGACAUCAUCAAGGCCUUGGACCGGACGCGUCCCGGUGAGGAGGCUGAGGAAGAUUCGGAUUCCGACGAAGAGCCUACGCCCAAACACAACCGCCAGACCCUGGUCUUUUCUGCCACCUUCAACAAGGCCCUCCAGCAGAAGCUCGCCGGCAAGGCCCGCUACAACCUCAUGGGAGAAGCUGAGUCCCUCGAGCACUUGCUCAAGAAGCUCAACUUCCGGGAGGCCAAGCCCAAGUUCAUCGAUGCGAACCCCGUCUCCCAGAUGGCCGACAAGCUGAAAGAAGGCCUCAUCCACUGCGGUGAUCUCGAGAAGGACCUCUACCUCUACGCCGUCCUCCUCCUCCAACCCACCCGCCGUGCCCUCGUCUUUACCAAUGCGAUCAACACCGUCCGCCGCCUCACCCCCUUCCUCCAAAACCUCGGUCUCCCCGCCAUCUCUCUCCACUCCGACAUGGAGCAAAAAGCCCGUCUCCGCUCCCUCGAAAAGUUCAAGGCCGACCCACCCAAGAACGCCAACCCCGGCUCCUCCGUUCAGGCUCCCAUCCUGGUAGCAACCGACGUCGCCGCCCGCGGUCUCGACAUCCCCAACGUCGACCUCGUAAUCCAUUACCACGUCCCCCGCAGCGCAGACGACUACGUCCAUCGCUCCGGUCGUACCGCUCGUGCGACUCAAUCCGGCGUGUCGAUCAUGCUCUGCGGCCCCAAGGAGGACAUCCCCACCCAGCGCCUCAUCACCAAGGUCCACGCCUCCACUGCAGCCUCCAGCGGCAAGCCCAAGAAGGACCUCUUGGGCGUCCAGACCAUUGACAUCGACAGGCGGCUGGUAUCCCACCUCAAACCCCGCGUGACGCUCUCCAAGAAGAUCACCGAGACGACGAUUGCCAAGGAGAAGGGCGCAAAGGAGGAUGACUGGCUGAAGAACGCGGCGGAGGAGCUGGGGAUCGAGCUGGACGAGGAUGAGUUUGAGAAGGUGGGCAGCUGGAAGGGGAAGGGGAGCGGGAAGAAGCAGCAGGAGAAGCAGGCGAGGGCGGUGGGGAAGCAGGAGGUGCAGAAGUGGAGGUGGGAGUUGAAGGAGUUGCUGAAGAGGCGGGUGAACACGGGGGUUAGUGAGAAGUAUCUGAAUGGGGUUGAUGUGGAGGGGUUGCUGAGGGGGGUGAGGAGUGAGUUUUUGGGGCAGGUGGAGGGGUUGGGGCUUUGA